CACUUUUUUUCUUUGUUCUAUUUUGUUCUCUCAUUUUCUUCCCCCUUCUAUUACAUCUAAUUCUUUGCAGCAUUAUAUAUAGAGAGACAUCAAUUUUUGGUGAUCAUCAUCAUUAUUCCAAUUGAUCCAAGAUAACGAAAGCAUGGAGUUCUUUAAAAAGGCCAAUGUUAUUCGGCUAAAGAGCUACCAUGACAAAUUUAUGUUAGCAGAUGAUGAUGAAGAAACUGUUUACCAAGAUCGCAAUGGCACCUACAAGAAUGCUUUAUGGACCGUGGAGAUUGCCGAAACUGGUGACGCCAUAAGGUUGAAGAGUUGUUAUGGGAAAUACUUGACAGCAUCAAACGUGCCAUUCCUUUUGAAGAGCACUGCCAAGAAAGUGUUUCAAACAUUACCAAACAGGUUGGAUUCCUCUAUAGAGUGGGAACCCAUUAGAGAGGGGGUUCAGGUAAGGCUCCGGACGCGUUACGGCCGGUUUCUACGGGGCAACGGAGGGUUGCCGCCGUGGAGAAACACCAUUACUCAUGAUGUUCCACAUAGAACCGCAACCGCGAAUUGGGUUCUAUGGGAUGUGGAGAUAGUUGAGCUUCAAAUGCAAGGCCAUGAAAACCCUAGAUUUAAACCUAGUAGACUUUCCCCUAUGACUACUCCAAAUUAUUCUCCAAACCUAACGCCAACGGAGAUUAGUUCCGCCACUACUUCUCCAGGGAGUGACCAUAAUAGCAAAAUUGAGAUUUGGUCUCCAAAAGUAGAGCUUAAUAAUAAUUAUGAUAGUGUUCUAUCUCCGAAAGAGGGAAGGACUAUAUAUUAUGGUAUUGGCAAUGAAAAGGGUGAAGUGAGGGAGGGAAGUAAAGAGGAAUCUUUCAUCUUCUAUGGAAAAAGUGUGGAGGAAUUGAAGGAGCAUAUGAAGCAGCAAACAGGGCUUGAUGAUAUUCUUGUGUGUUGUCGUAAUCCAUUGAAUUCUAAACUCUAUCCCCUUCGUUUGCAUCUACCUCCCAUCAAAAAUGCCAUGCAUGUUGUGGUGGUUCCUUCCACAUUCCAAGUUGGAUGUUCCAAGGUUUUGUUUCUGUGCAUAUUUGUUGAAUCAAAACUACAAGUCAAAGGCAACAAUUAUCAAGCAUGGGUUCAAACUACACAGAAGCAUACCAAAACUUCAAUGUUGCUGAAGGACUCAACAAUUUCGGGUGUAAUAAUACAAUUAAAUUGAUUUUAUUUUUUUUAAAUGUAAUACUUAAUAAACUAGCUAGGAAUUCUUUGUCACUAUUGUAACUAAUUAUUGUUACAAUUUAUAAGCGUUAAGAAAAUAUCUAGUUUAUUAAGAAUA
Arachis ipaensis is the source of this 1321-nucleotide messenger RNA. RefSeq lists its product as uncharacterized. The record is from RefSeq and is a predicted model, not a curated record. NCBI's taxonomy places the organism in Eukaryota, Viridiplantae, Streptophyta, Magnoliopsida, Fabales, Fabaceae.